Messenger RNA from Notothenia coriiceps (black rockcod), 1243 nucleotides. Its product is annotated as protein jagged-2-like. Gene Ontology annotation, molecular function: signaling receptor binding. Bases 260 to 1243 code for a protein of 327 amino acids. Gene Ontology annotation, cellular component: cell surface; extracellular region; membrane. The transcript has 8 exons. Lineage: Eukaryota; Metazoa; Chordata; Actinopteri; Perciformes; Nototheniidae. The record is from RefSeq and is a predicted model, not a curated record. Gene Ontology annotation, biological process: cell communication; multicellular organism development; Notch signaling pathway.
UACGGAACCUCUCAGUUGCAGUGUGGAGGGAUUUGACGGUGGGACACUUCUGUACAUGGACCAUCACUGCAAUCCUCCUGCGAGCACACACACGCAUGUAAUGCCUCGGUGAAAUUUGGACGUACACCGUGGAGAAAACACGCAUGUGAAUAUUUUAUUUUUGCAUGUCAGGAGAGGAGGAACUAGUCGUCGGGUCCGCGGCUGUUUGUCAUUUCAUAUCGCUUAUUUUCUUUUCAUGUCACUCUAAUUAAUCGGAGGCAUGUGGAAUCGCACAAGGAUUAGGAAUUGCUUCCCAAUAGUGUGCCUGCUAUUGACGUUAUGGACGGAGGUGUCCCAGUCAACCGGCUAUUUCGAGCUGCAGCUGAUCUCCGUGGAGAAUGUAAACGGCGAGUUGGCGGACGGGGAGUGCUGCGACGGUUACAGGAGCUCUGUAGACCUGCGCUGCACCCAAGACGAGUGUGACACUUACUUCAAGAUCUGCCUGAAGGAGUACCAGAUGGAGGUCACCACCACCAGCACGUGCACGUUCGGAGCUGGAUCUACGCAAGUUCUCGGUGGAAAUAUGUUUUCUUUUAAGGGAGCGAAGAAUAAUCCGAAUAAGAUCGACGAAGGAGGCAAGAUUUUGAUCCCUUUCCAGUUCGCCUGGCCGCGGACGUACACGGUGAUCGUAGCAGCCUGGGACUGGGACAACAGCACACGCAACAUUGAUGAGGAGCUGCUGAUCGAGCGCAGCAUCCACACCGGUAUGAUCAACCCCGGAGACCCCUGGCAGACCAUCCUGCACGACGGACCCGUGGCUCGCAUCGUCUACCGCAUCCGAUUGCGCUGCGACGAAAACUACUACAGCAACAAGUGCAACAAGCUGUGUGUUCCUCGGGACGACUACUUUGGACACUACCGCUGCGAGCCGUCGGGAGCCCAGCUGUGCCUCGGCGGCUGGAUGGGCUCAGACUGCAGGACAGCAAUCUGCAAGCAAGGCUGCGACCUGUUACAUGGCAGCUGCUCCGCCCCAGGGGAAUGCAAGUGUAACUACGGCUGGCAGGGGCAGUUCUGUGAUGAAUGUAUGCUGUUCCCGGGGUGCGUUCACGGGACCUGCAACGUCCCGUGGCAGUGCAAAUGUGAGAGGAACUGGGGCGGCCUGCUGUGCGAUAAAGGUAUGGAAAAAAUAAAAAACUACUUCCUGCCGCCCAUUCCCAAGCCGCGAAUCAUCGGCAUCGACCCGCUGCUCCUGAAGAGUCAAUAG